AUGUCCAUCAGGAAGAAGCCUGACUCUACCGCUCUUCCGCACCUUCUUCGUCGGAUAUCCUUCCCGUCGACGACUUGUCCUCCGCAACUUCAUAAUACUCGCUCACCGUUUCUAAUCUACUCUUACAUCGCUGUCUCUAACUCAUCCGUCAAGUGCCCUUGCUCCUUCUCUGUUGCCACCGCUCCCUUUCUCCCAAACCCUCGAGUAUUCCCCAGAAAUUACAUCUACUCUCAAUCUUCAGGGGAAUUCAGCGACGCUAGGUGCUGGAACUACGAUGCCCAGCCAAAAGGUGGUCUGUUUCUGGUUUGCGAUUCCUGUAGUGGCAUCCAACCUGCAGAUCACUCCAUGGAUUACUUGCGUUUAUUAGAGAAAGAGAAGUAUGAGAUUGGGGAUGCUCAUUUGCACGAUAAAUACAAAGAAUGGCAGAAGAAGUUGCAUCCUGAUUUGGCUCAUUCGAAGUCUGAGAGGAAUUUUUCCCGAGAACAGUCAGCUAGAGUGGGUGAUGCAUAUCGCACGCUGAUUAGUCCUGUCCUUGGGGCAAUGUACAACAUGAAAACUGUGGGUGUAGAUGUAAAUGAAGAAGAAACCAUCUUAGACCCGAACCAUAGUCAGCAGCAACAACAAUGUAUGACUGAGAAAGAAUGCUUGGUGAAGCCAGUUUUAAAGGGAUAUCUAAAACAGGACUUGCAGGAAGUUUGCAACAUUUUGACAUCAUCCUCUGUUUGGUCUGUCAUUUACGAAGCCUUGGAGAACUCAACAGUGAAGUUCACACCAGAGCUAGUUUUGGAAGUCCAGCGCAAUUGCAACAUCCAUGGAACUCAACUUCUUCUCUUGGGUAGGAAAGCAACCUGGAUAUUCCCAAACUGUAGAUACAUACAACAUGACCAUGAAAAUAUCAGGACGAGAGCACUCUGCGGAGCGGGAAGAUUGGAAGAAGCCAUAUCUGUGGUCGAUGAAGGUUGGGGAGAUCAUAAUAAGCUUAAACUUGACCGAUCAACGUACGCAAGCCUUGCCCAUGGGUUAUUGAGAACGGGGAAGACUGAGGAGGCAUUUGCAAAGCUAAAGUACAUGAAGAAGGUCAGCAUUCAUCCAACUGCGCAUGUCUAUACAUCAUUGAUUGUCCAUUUCUUCAAGGAAGAGCAGCGGGAAAAAGCCGAGGAGACGUUGGAGGCGAUGCAGCGAGAAGGGUGCAAGCCUACCAUAGUCACGUAUUCGGCGAUGAUUCUUGGAUAUAUGAAGUUAGGAAGGACUUGUAAAGCUUGGACUGUGUUCCGUCGUCUGAGAAAGGAAGGUCAUCCCAGAUUUUCAGACGUAUUUAAUGUUCAUUAG
Messenger RNA from Linum trigynum, 1329 nucleotides. The record is from the annotation of a GenBank genome assembly. NCBI's taxonomy places the organism in Eukaryota, Viridiplantae, Streptophyta, Magnoliopsida, Malpighiales, Linaceae.